Molecule: messenger RNA, 723 nt
Organism: Ixodes scapularis (black-legged tick)
Lineage: Eukaryota; Metazoa; Arthropoda; Arachnida; Ixodida; Ixodidae
Exons: 1
Coding region: 1-723 (240 amino acids)
Source: RefSeq, a predicted model, not a curated record
AUGAGGCGCUUCGGGGCGUGCCAAGGCAAAUUCUCAGUGCCACCCUCUGCGCCCUCUCUAGGUUUUCUUGUUGUGUGCUGUUUAGCGUCACCAACGGCAGCGCGUAGGUCGGGCAGGACACGAUCAGGCCCUUGUACAUUGCCAGCAUCAUGGCCUGCGAGGUGCCCCACGUUGUGCCUCCAAGUGCCCGCAGGGUGUUUGUUCUUGUGCGCAUCUUCUGGAGCACUGCAUCUACAGCGGGCCUCCAGGACACGCGCGCGUCGAGCAUCAAACCCAGAUAAGUUGCUGUCUUUUCUGAUUUUAUCGGUGCUCCCUCGAUGUGUAGUACUGGACGAAAUGUUCGCAGUAUUGGAGCCUGGAACAGAGCCGUGGUCUUCUCAGCCGAGAUGCCGAGGCCCAGUUCGUGUAGUCUGUGCACCGUGUUGGUCAGUGCCCGUUGCAACUCUUUCACCAUUUCCUGUCUGCGAUUUGGUGGGCUGGUGGCCCAAAGUGCCACGUCGUCUGCGUAUACCGCCAUGUUCACGAGGAACUGUGGUCGAGCUCCAACUCCGGCAGCCGAAGGGAGAGAUGCGAUCGCGAUGGAGAAAAGCAGCGGGCUCAGCACGCUUCCCUGAGGCACACCGGCUGUUAUCCCGCGUGGUGUGCUGUAGGUGCUGCCGACACGUACACGCAGUGUUCUUCCUGUCAGAAAUGCACGUAUGUAUGACAGGGGGCGCCCGGUGA